Messenger RNA from Fusarium venenatum, 405 nucleotides. RefSeq lists its product as uncharacterized. NCBI's taxonomy places the organism in Eukaryota, Fungi, Ascomycota, Sordariomycetes, Hypocreales, Nectriaceae. The record is from RefSeq and is a predicted model, not a curated record.
AUGUCUGAUUGGAAGCCCCCAGCCUUUGGUACUCCCGUCUGGAUGGGUAUCCCUGCCAAAGACGUGACUCGCGCCUCGGAAUUCUACAAGACUGUCUUCAAGUUCUCUUUUAAGGAGGCCACCGACAAGUACCCCAAAGAACAGCUCAUGCAAUUCGACUUUAACCCAAGCCUUGGCCUGACGGGCGGCAUUCAAAAAGCCCCUGACCACACUGGAAACUUUACCCCUGGGAAAGGAGGAGUAUGCAUUUACUGGUAUGUCGAGGAUGUUGACAGUAUCGGCUCUGUUAUUGAGAAGGCUGGUGGUAAAAUGUUGAGCGAAAAGGAAAAGGAAGGCGAUCAUGGUUUAUACCGAUUCUUCGAGGACACUGAAGGAUCCGUCGGUGCCGUGUAUCAAAUGGCUUGA